Tribolium castaneum (red flour beetle) is the source of this 4392-nucleotide messenger RNA. RefSeq names its product eukaryotic translation initiation factor 4E transporter. Gene Ontology annotation, cellular component: cytoplasm; nucleus. The coding region runs from base 435 to 3527 and encodes 1030 amino acids. The transcript is spliced from 13 exons. Gene Ontology annotation, biological process: negative regulation of translation. NCBI's taxonomy places the organism in Eukaryota, Metazoa, Arthropoda, Insecta, Coleoptera, Tenebrionidae. The record is from RefSeq and is a predicted model, not a curated record. Gene Ontology annotation, molecular function: mRNA binding.
GAGGUCGCUGCGGUUUGAAAGGUGAAAGAAAGGCAUAUGGCGUACGUUUCUAUUUUUGCUAAAAUCUCAAUAAAAUUAAAGUGAAAAAACGGUUAGUGUCGUGCUAGUUGUGAGGAAGAAAUCGAAGAUUAGUUCGCGUUUAUGAUCCAAAUGUUCGACGGCAAAAAAAUCCGGUGAUUUUCUGUUUGUUUACGUAUGUGCGUAUGUUGAGUUUUUUGUUGACGAAUUAUUAGAAAAACGGACUGUGAUAUUAAACUUAGUUGUAACAUCGUUUCGUAAUUAGAUUCCUCGAUUUAUUUAUUAAUUAAUGAUUAGGGCCGAUUUAGUGCGUAAGUGAAUUCGAGAGAUAACCCAACACAAAGACUGAAUUGGACACGAAUUUUACCAAAGACAAAAAGACAGUUUGUAGAUUAGAAAUUGUUGGUCGUUUUGGGAUGUCGGUGACCGAAGAGGCUUCGGCAGCCCCGGCAGACGCGCCGCCUGUCAACGGGGACGAACAAGGUGCCAGUUUGACCGGAAGUACCGAAUUUUCGGAUCCGGCGAUUUUGGCCGUCAAUCCGAAAUUUCGUUACGAAAAAGAGGAGUUGUUAAAGUUGCGAGAUGCUCCAUUAUCUCAACGGAAGCCCGAUUUUUUGGACGUCAAUGAAGUUUCGCCGACUAUUUGGGACCCAACUCGUUGGAAUUUCGAUAAGAAAAAGUCCGAAACUCCGACCGAAAACGGGCCACGGACUGUAGACGAUCACAGGCGUCGUCCUGGUGAUCCGCGCGAACGCAUCCGGAAGGAAAACGACGGGAUCGUCUUGAGUCCGCAGCGCCGGAGUUUCAAUUCCGGUUGUUCAAUUCCGGGUCGCGAGACGAGGACGAACAACACGAAUCGGCCUCAUAGUCCUUUAGGGAAGAACGAGUCGCAUUUGAGUGGCGUUAGGGAGAUACAGACGAAUAGUCGAAGGAUCGGAAGUGGGAGAAUUCUAAGAGAUUCGUGGGAUUUCGGCGAGAAACAGGAGAACGAAACUGAGUACAAUUUUAGACCGCAACAGAGGAGCGAAAAUCAGGAGAGAAGGUCGUUUGGGCGAGAUUUUGACGUCGGAAGGGACAAGGAGAAGAGGAAUGGUGGAAGGUUUAACGAGAGGAGAAGAAUCAGCGGCGAAUCCCGUGACGAGGAGCCCGAAUGGUUCUCAUCCGGUCCGUCUUCCCAAAACGAUACAAUCGAAUUGCGCGGUUUCGACGAUUCGGAUCGUCUCGGAAAGAAGAAAAUGUCACCGUCGCAAGCGAAACGCGCACGCGAUUGGUUCAAAAAGAAGACUGAAGUGUCGAGUGUGACCGAAGAAAAGGAAGAAAUGAGCGAAGGUGGUCCCGGUGGCCGGUCAACGCCUACGCCGCAGAGCGGUUCAGGUGAAACAAUCGGCGGGGAACAAACAAAUGAGUCAAACACAAACGCGUCUGAAAGUGGAGAUGGUGACGGAAAACACAAUCAAGAGAAGAAUCUGAACGACCAAUCGUCGAUUUUUGAAGAUAUCUUGAAGUCGGAUAGUAUUCCCGGACUGCCAGGGUUGUUAACUAAUGGUGUGGGUGGUGACGGCGACGCGACCGGGAAAUCGCGUUUCAGUAAAUGGUUUUCAGUGGAAAGCAAUGCGUCUGAAAGUCGGCGUUCUUCCAUGCAGGAUGAGCCGAUUUUUAAGAAUUUGUUGAAAGAUUUGAAUGAGCCAAGUGUUUCGAUUCCGGGUGAUUCUAAUUCGUAUUUCGCGCCGAUUUCGCCGGCUGCUAAUACGGGGGGAAGUCUAGGAGGUGCAGGAGGAGGCACUGCCAAGUCCAUUAAUAUUAUGGAGAUGCUACAAAGGGGCAAACAGAGCGAGACUGGAGGAAUGAAACAACAAGUACCGGGUCGUAUUAUGAAUUUGGACGAGCUGGAGGCGAAGAUGAGGCAAAAUACUGAGCCGCAAAUGCACAAACAUCCCCAAAAAUCUGAAGAAGACAUGACUGCGUUUAACCGAUUGUUGGCACACAUUUCUGGGAACCACACAGCUACGGCAAACGGUCCAGUCCCCAAAACUCAGCCAAUGAGCCUAAUGGAGAUGCUCUCGCAUUCGCAGCAACAAGAUGAAGCUCACGCUCGCAUGGCUCAACUUUUAGGUCCAUCAAGUCCUGGUGCUUCACCGCACGACAUCGCCGGUCGUUUACAACAACAAGUCCAAAGUCAACAACAGAAAGAAAUGUUGUCGAAGUUGAUGAGUGCCAAUAUGCCGGUGAGGGCUUCGCCCCUGUCAGAAAUGGGCAUACAACAAAGUCGCGAAUUGUUGAGUCGGCCCGAAGCACAAGCCAUACUUCAAGGUCUGAAAAUUGGAGAUAUAACACCGCAGCAUUUAUACCAACAAUUGGCAAAUCCUGCGCUACAGCCACGCCAUCGUGAGAUGCUCGUCACCAUAUUGAAAUUACAGGGAGGGGGCGUAGGACCCAGUCCUAGAGUACUGAGUCCUGUCGCCCCCCAUCCAAUGUUUCAACAGCAACAACAACAGCAAUUGCGCGUUUCGCCUUUGCCACCCAAUGCAUACUGUGUGUCUCCAAUAAUGGCCACAAGUCCAAACACCCUCACUGUACCCGCGCUCCAUCAACGCAUUCCAUCGCCCCGUGAAUUACAAGUCCAUACCCAAAACAUUCUCCAGAGGGCGCUCAUUAAGAAAAAACUCGAAGAACAACAAGAAAACUAUCGCAAAAAACAAGAAAUGCAACAGCGUGGUCAAAGUCCCAACAACAACAACAACAAUAACAAUACAACAAAUCAAGCGAAAAGUGUUUCGUCUCCAACUCCGUUAGCCUUCACGCCAACUUCAGUAUUACGAAAAAUGACAGCGGAAAAAGACGAAGGCGGGAAAGACGUCACAAAACUUGUCGAAGGUGCAAAAUUGAGUCAAGGUCGUGCCGUGACUGGAAUGCGUCCGCAACAACAGCCCCAACAACAACAACAGCAACAACAAUGGCCACAGUAUCCGUUGAAUAUCAAGCAAGCUGGUCGUCCGAUUGUUAAAGCAAAUACAUUUCAACAACAACAGCCACAACAACAGGAACAGUUUUUUACUCAACAACAACAACAGAAAUUUCUAAAUCAAUUGCAACAACAACAGCAACAACAGCGCAAAGCUACGAAUUAUCACGGCCAUGGUUCGAUGCAAGGUCAUCAUUCCCAAUAUCCCAACACUAAUAAUCAACAGUUCUCUCAGUUGACUCAACAACAACUCAGAGCUCAACAUCAACAACACGCCAGACCGACAAAUGUGGUACAACAACAACAGCAAGGACACGGGAGGGCGUGGCAACAGUACCUUAAUCCGCAGCAAACUAGGGGUCAGGUGGGUCGUGGGGGCACCGACGGGGACCUGUCACCAACCAGCAACCAGUUGACUCGCUGGUUUUCGCCCGAUUUGUUGGAGAGGGCCCGCGUGGGUGAAUUACCGAGCACAGCCGGCUUGUCUCAGAAUUUACUCAGUUUGGAGGAGAUCGAAAGACUUACAGCCCCACCGGUCCACAAUUAAUUUAAAGAUACUCAGUACCUGGCCUCGACUCUUCUAAUUUUUGCAAAUCAAUGUCAACGAAAAGGACUCUUAUAUUUAACAAUUUAGUGGCAUUAUUGUCGUAGAUGACGUGUCAAAAAAAGGAUUUCUUUCGUUUAAAAUAUACUCAACGACCGACCGGUGAAGAAGAACGUGCGACAGAUUCGAUUCAUUGAAAAUGUAAUUUUUGUAUAUAGUCAUGGAAAAUGAUCCAAUUGUGAUAGUCCUAGUAAGUUAACGUCGGAUCGGGUUUGUCGCAGAAAAAACGGUCGAUAAAGCUCCACUAGAUGUGUGUGUGUGUCAGAACGAUGGUUUAGUUCUGUGUCGAGUUUCUGUGGGAUAUUUCGGGAAAAAUUUUGCUUUCGUUUUGGAUUCUGAUAGCGGAGGUUUCAGUUGCGGUUUGAUGUUUUCUCUAGGAUUUUUCGUUUCAUUUUGGUGUUUAAUCGGGGCUUUAGACACCGUUCACUGUUUCAAAAAUAAACAAAAACAAAAAUAUAUAAUAUAUACACAUUAUAAACGUACAAUGUAAGAACAUGCUGUACUAUUGUUAAUUAAGUAUAUAUAAGGAACUGAUGAUGAUGAUGUUUUUCAUUUGUGUUUUCGUGACAAGGUCGGAAAAUUGCAUUUCUCUCUCUCUCCUUCUCAUUCGAGUGUCGAAAUUUCAUCGUAAAACAAACAUUCCGUUCGCGUCGUGUUAUUUAUGUGUUCUUGACUAAAUUUAAAUAAUCAGACUCAUUUUCGUCCGUUCACGUUACUCUUAAUUCUGAAGCUUGCAUGAGUUUUAUUUUUUAAAUGUAAAUUACUGACAUGCAUAUUUUGUUUUCAAAUCAAUAAAACAUUCAAACAA